AUGGGCGCUCGGCCGCCCGAUCUCAGGAUGCUCUUGCGAGCGUACGCGGGCAUGCUGGCGCGCGGAGGCAGGCCCAACGCGUACACGUUCCCGCCCUUGCUCAAGGCACUGGCGGCCGAGCGCCAGCGGGGCGCCGUGGCGCCACCGGCUGUUGGAGGCGCCGUCCACGCGCACGUGGUCAAGUUCGGGCUUGAGCUCAACGCCCACGUGGCGAGCUCGCUGGUCCUCAUGUAUGCCGCCAGGGGCGACAAUCUGACUGCACGUGCGCUGCUGGAUGCGUGGCCCGCGGGUGGUGGAGGCACGCCCGUGCUCUGGAACGCUCUCAUCUCCGGCUGCAAGAGAAGCAGGCAGCUCAGGCUGUCAUGCUGCUAUUUCGUGGAUAUGGUGAGGGCUGGUGUUGCGCGGACGCCGGUCACUUACAUCACGGUGCUGUCAGCCUGUGGGAAAGGCAGUGACAUCCUGCUCGGAAUGCAGCUGCACAAGUGCAUCGUGGAGAGCGGGGUGCUGCCUGACCUCAAGGUGGAGAAUGCUCUCGUUGAUAUGUACGCCGAGUGUGGCGAGAUGGAAGCAGCCUGGGAGUUGUUUGAGGGCAUGCGGGUGAGGGAUACGGUUUCCUGGACGUCAGUUCUAUCUGGGUUUGUGAGGUUAGGCCAGGUUGAUCGAGCCAGAGUAUUGUUUGAUCAAAUGCCUGAGAGGGACACUGUUUCAUGGACUGCAAUGAUUGAUGGUUAUGUGCAGACAGGACGGUUCAGAGAGGCACUGGAGAUUUUCCGUGAGAUGCAGUUUAGCAAGGUGAUGGCAGAUGAGUUCACCAUGGUCAGCGUAGUCACGGCGUGCGCGCAGCUUGGUGCUUUGGAGACAGGGGAAUGGGCAAGGGUUUACAUGAGCAGGCAUGGGAUCAAGAUGGAUACUUUCGUUGGCAAUGCACUCAUAGACAUGUAUUCAAAGUGUGGGAGCAUUGAGCGGGCAUUGGGCGUGUUCAAGGAGAUGCACAGCAGAGAUAAGUUUACUUGGACCGCCAUCAUACUUGGUCUUGCUGUGAAUGGCCAUGGUGAUCAGGCUAUCCAUAUGUUUUACAAGAUGCUUAGGGCGUUUGAAGCUCCGGAUGAGGUGACAUUUGUUGGUGUUCUAACUGCCUGCACUCAUGCUGGCUUGGUUGACAAAGGCCGAGACUUAUUUCUCAGCAUGGCAGGGACCUACGGGGUUGCUCCUAAUGUGAUGCAUUAUGGAUGCAUAAUCGACCUCCUAGGCCGAGCUGGGAAACUAACAGAGGCACUGGAAACAAUUGGUAAAAUGCCCAUGAGACCCAACUGUGCAAUUUGGGGGACCCUGCUGGCAGCUUGUAGGGUUCAUGGUAACUCAGAGAUAGGUGAAUUGGCAGCAGAGAAUCUCCUCGAGUUGGAUCCAGAGAACAGCAUGGCUUACAUUCUUUUGUCCAAUCUGUAUGCAAAGUCUAAUAGAUGGGAAGAUGUCCGGCGGCUUAGGCAGGUAAUAAUGGAGAAAGGAAUCAAGAAAGAACCUGGUUGCAGUCUGAUUGAAAUGAAUGGCACACUUCACGAAUUUGUAGCUGGUGAUAGAUCUCAUCCUAUGAGCAUAGAAAUCUAUUCCAAAUUGGACAAGGUACUCACCGACUUGAAGAAUGCUGGGUAUGUGCCUGAUGUAACAGAGGUAUUUGUUCAAGUUACAGAAGAAGAAAAACAGAAAGUUCUUUAUUGGCACAGCGAAAAGUUGGCAGUUGCCUUUGCACUACUCAGUUCAGAAUCUUGUUCAACCAUAAGGAUCGUGAAAAACUUGAGGAUGUGUUUGGAUUGCCAUAAUGCAAUUAAAUUGAUCUCCAAGUUAUAUAUGCGAGAGGUUGUUGUGAGGGACAGGACACGCUUCCAUCAUUUUAGACAUGGACUCUGUUCUUGUAAGGACUACUGGUAACUCUCAUUAUACAUCGAUGAUAUAAUACAAUGGAAUUUUGGUAGUAGGUCUGGGUGACCACACAAUGACCAACUUUGGUUUCUCAUUUCAAACACUACAUACUGCACAUUUGUAGUUCUGAGAAUGAAGGUAGAAUCGAGUUAAUAUUCUCGGUACACUGGAAGCUAUUACAUCUUGGUGUAAUCCUGUCUGUUGCUGAACGCUUAUUUUGGCCGCAGCUAUUAUUGAUGGAAGAUAUGUGUGUACUUCAAUAGAGGAAAUUCUUGCAGUAACUGUGAUCUAUCUUCUGGACUGAAGUUGAUAUUUAGGUGCAACAGUGUUCUUUCUGAAGAUUUAUUGUUUAGUGCUUUGCCAAACCAGAUAGUUCCAUAGAGGAAGUUCUUUCAGUGACAUUGAUUUAUCUUAUGGCCUGAAGCUGAUAAUCAUUGUGCAACUGUAUUCUGUCAAUCACAUGCUAGCAAAUGUUGGUGUCUGCUGAUGCUUUACUGUUUGGUGCUUACUCAAACCAGG
This is a messenger RNA of Lolium rigidum, 2436 nucleotides long. Its product is annotated as pentatricopeptide repeat-containing protein At2g29760, chloroplastic-like. The record is from RefSeq and is a predicted model, not a curated record. Lineage: Eukaryota; Viridiplantae; Streptophyta; Magnoliopsida; Poales; Poaceae. The transcript has 3 exons. Gene Ontology annotation, biological process: RNA modification. Gene Ontology annotation, molecular function: RNA binding; protein binding; zinc ion binding. The coding region runs from base 1 to 1926 and encodes 641 amino acids.